Messenger RNA from Homarus americanus (American lobster), 1302 nucleotides. Its product is annotated as mannose-P-dolichol utilization defect 1 protein homolog. The transcript is spliced from 4 exons. The record is from RefSeq and is a predicted model, not a curated record. The coding region runs from base 57 to 779 and encodes 240 amino acids. Gene Ontology annotation, biological process: oligosaccharide biosynthetic process. Lineage: Eukaryota; Metazoa; Arthropoda; Malacostraca; Decapoda; Nephropidae.
GUGCGCCUGGCAGUGUGGUGGUGGGGGCCAGCUGAUGCCGAGGUAAACAAACAACCAUGAUGGCCGCUGUGUUGAGGCAACUCUCUCUCCUCCUCCUCACUGAAGCUUGUUACGAGGAGUUCUUCGUUGAGUUUAACUUCCUACACGGACCAUGCUUGAAGGCGGCCAUCAGCAAGGCCCUGGGGUUGGCCAUAGUGGGGGGGGCCAUACUGGUCAAGGUCCCCCAGAUUGUCAAGAUCUUAGCAGCCAAGAGCGGCGAAGGGAUCAGCGUCACCGGCCUUAUCCUCGAACUGUCUGCGAUUCUUAUUAACGUGGCGUACAAUUUUGUCAAUGGAUAUCCCUUCAGUUCGUACGGAGAUGGCAUGUUCCUCCUCAUACAGACGACCAUUAUCGGCACGUUGAUUUAUCAUUUCGGCGGAGCGACAGAGAAGGCCGUGGCGUUCCUUGGCGUGGUGGCGUCUCUCGUCCUCUUUCUCUGCUCUGGGGUCGUUUCGUUGAAUAUCCUGUGGACUCUACAAGCUUGUAACAUCCCAGUGGUCUUUGCCGGGAAGAUGAUUCAAGCGCUGGCAAACUACAACAACGGCAGCACCGGCCAGCUGUCAGCCAUCACGGUCACUCUCCUCUUCCUGGGGUCGGCGGCUCGUAUAUUCACCUCUAUCCAGGAGACGGGAGACCAGAUCAUAAUCCUCACCUUCUGCGUGGCCACGUUCGCCAACGGUGUCGUCAUGGCGCAGUUGCUCUAUUAUUGGAACGUGCCGGUGAAGAGUAAGAAGGAGUGAGUUUUGUGUGGGUCUGAGUUGAUGAUGAAUAAAUUGUUUUAAUGUGACUGAGUUUUGUGUGGGUCUGAGUUGAUGGUGAAUAAAUUGUUUUAAUGUGACUGAGUUUUGUGUGGGUCUGAGUUGAUGAUGAAUAAAUUGUUUUAAUGUGACUGAGUUUUGUGUGGGUCUGAGUUGAUGAUGAAUAAAUUGUUUUAAUGUGACUGAGUUUUGUGUUUAUCUUGUUGGUGAAAAUAAUUCUUCUUUUUUUCUGAGUGAGGAAUAUUUUCUGCAGAACUUGAUUAUAAGAUCAUUACUUGUUCGUGUAUAAAAGUUAAGGACGGUAAUCCCUCGCCAACUGCCGGGGUUUACUAUGUUGAUUUCUCCCGCUGUUGGUGAUAGUGUAGUUGGGUCUAUUAAGUAAAUAACCCCCUGAGAAACCUACUUAAGAUUCUAUAAUGUACAGGUGCUUGAUAUACUUAAAAGAAAUUAUACAGUACAAAAUGGAGGUAAUGUAUAAAAAAUAAAUAAAGUCCAGUGUAAUGAA